Molecule: messenger RNA, 327 nt
Organism: Mustela lutreola (European mink)
Lineage: Eukaryota; Metazoa; Chordata; Mammalia; Carnivora; Mustelidae
Gene: WFDC9
Product: WAP four-disulfide core domain 9
Exons: 3
Coding region: 1-327 (108 amino acids)
Source: RefSeq, a predicted model, not a curated record
AUGACUGUGAAGCCCUGGGUUCUCCUACUUAUCAUGCUCAUCUAUAGGGUUGUGAUGCUUCUGCCUGUGCUGGGAGGCCUCAAGAACAAGACUUUUUUCAUGGGUGAAUGGAUCUACCACCUACCAUUGUCUACCAUCUACCAUCUCAUUCCAGUUGGAAGAACAGUCACUGAGCAGUGCUGGGUACAGCCUCCAUUAAAGUAUUGUGCGAAGAGGUGCACUAAAUUAUUGGAGUGUUUAUCUCUCAAUCAUACAUGCUGUUGGACCUUCUGUGGAAACGUUUGCUUGGACAAUAGGUGUGGGUUAGAGGAUGACUGUGUAGUCUAA